Molecule: messenger RNA, 4108 nt
Organism: Chelmon rostratus (copperband butterflyfish)
Lineage: Eukaryota; Metazoa; Chordata; Actinopteri; Chaetodontiformes; Chaetodontidae
Product: vang-like protein 2
Exons: 8
Coding region: 432-2015 (527 amino acids)
Biological process (GO): establishment of planar polarity; multicellular organism development; Wnt signaling pathway, planar cell polarity pathway
Cellular component (GO): plasma membrane
Source: RefSeq, a predicted model, not a curated record
AGGUGCGUGUCGCUGCCUUUUGUGCGGCUUUGGUGCUUCGACUCGAGCUGCAGUUUCCAGCCGAAAGAAAAGCAAAGAAAAUCGGCUGAAGUUCACGAAGAGAAAUCGACUCAGCCUCCGGUUGUGAGUGAGCGCGGAAGCCGCGGAUAGAUGAGCGUUUGGAGGCACUUUUGUUGGAAACGCGCUCGGAUCGGAGCUGCUGCUGCUGCGGGUCGGCUCUUUGUGCUGCGGGCUGCAGCUUCUCGCCUCCGGUCAGAAAGGCCUCCAAGAUAGAUUCCCUCAGGAGUAAAGUGGACUUGCUGCGCCUCCCUCUGGCCCUCUCCUCCAAGUCCAUCAGCGACCGCAAGAGCCAGCUGGGCGUGGUCUGGGAGAAAGGCGGCGGCUCGGGGGCAGGAGGGGCCAGGAAACCCCGCCCACCGCCAGCCUCCGACAUGGACAACGAGUCGACGUACUCGGGCUACUCGUACAAGUCGUCCCACUCCCGAAGCUCCCGCAAACACAGGGAGAGGAGGGACAGGCAUCGCUCAAAGAGUCGGGACAUCAGCCUCCGUGGAGACAAAUCGGUGACCAUUCAGGCUCCUGCUGAGUCGCUGCUGGACGCCGAGUCCACCAGAGGGGACGACAGGGAUGACAACUGGGGCGAGACCACCACGGUGGUCACCGGCACCUCUGUGGACAGCGUCUCCAACGAGGACCUGACGCGGAUCUCCAAGGACCUGGAGGAGUCCUCGCCGCUGGAGUGCCGCCGUUACCUCGGCCCGGCGUUGGGCGCCGUCCUGGGCUUCUUUGCGCUGGUGACCCCUCUGGCCUUCUUGGCCCUCCCGCAGCUCCUGUGGCGGGACACGCUGGAGCCUUGUGGCACACCGUGUGAGGGCCUUUACAUUUCUCUGGCCUUCAAGCUCCUGAUCCUGCUCAUCUCCACCUGGGCGCUGUUUCUCCGCCCGCCCAGAGCCACUCUGCCGCGCUUCUUCAUUUUCCGCUGUCUGCUGCUGGCGUUGGUCUUCCUCUUUGUGGCGUCUUACUGGCUCUUCUACGGGGUGCGGGUGCUGGAGCCCAGGGAGACGGACUACAGGGGGAUUGUGGGGUAUGCGGCAUCCCUGGUGGACGCGCUGCUCUUCAUUCAGUACCUGGCCCUGGUGCUGCUGGAGGUCAGACACCUGCAGCCUGCUUUCUGCCUGAAGGUUGUGAGGACCACAGAUGGAGCCAGUCACUUCUACAACGUGGGCUGUCUCAGUAUACAGCGGGCGGCGAUGUGGGUUCUGGACCAGUACUACACCGACUUCCCAGUCUAUAACCCUGCCCUGCUCAACCUGCCUAAGUCCAUCCUCUCCAAGAAGAUGACUGCCUUCAAGGUCUACAACCUGGGGGAAGAGAACAGCACCAAUAACUCUACGGGGCAGUCCAGAACCAUGGUCUCAGCUGCUGCCCGGAGAAGAGACAACUCCCACAACGAGUACUACUAUGAGGAGGCAGAGGUGGAGCGGAGGGUCCGCAAACGUAAAGCCAGACUGGUGGUGGCAGUAGAAGAAGCCUUUACCCACAUCAAGCGUCACCAGGACGAAGAGGGGACCGCGUCCUCCCCCAAGCACCCGCGGGAGGUGAUGGACCCCAGGGAGGCGGCCCAGGCCAUCUUCGCCCCCAUGGCGCGGGCCAUGCAGAAGUACCUCCGCGCCACCAGGCAGCAGUCCUACCACAGCAUGGAGAGCAUCAUCAACCACCUGCAGUUCUGCAUCACGCACAACAUGACCCCCAAGGCUUUCCUUGAGCGUUACCUUAGCCCGGGUCCCACCCUUCAGUACCUGGACACCCGCAGCAGGGGUCGCCAGUGGACGCUGGUGAGCGAGGAGCCAGUGACAGCAGCUCUACGUCACGGUCAGGUCUUCUCCCUGAGACGCCUCGACUUCUCUCUGGUGGUUACAGUAACACCCCUUCCCUUCUUGCGCCUGGGCGAGGAGUUCAUUGACCCCAAAAGCCACAAGUUUGUCAUGAAGCUGCAGUCAGAGACGUCUGUGUAGGAGGAAGGAGAUGAAUAAUGGAAGAAAGAAAGAAGCAGGAUGAUGACUCAAAGAUACUAAUCGUCGUGCUUUCAGGGUAUCUUUUCAUACCUUUCAAUAUUUUUACUGAUUUUUAUUUGUUGGUAAGCAUGACACCCAAAUAUGCAGACGUGGCUAAAAUGUCAUGACCUUCCACAACAAAGACAAGGCAGCAGAAAAACCCCGUCUCUGACCUAGUUCCUCUUUUGAGUUCUGGUGAACAAACAUAAAAAUAGAGACUUUUCCUCUAAGUGUUGACCGCUUUCCCACGAAUCUAAGGAAUCAGGGUUCCACCUAGCAGUUUAGCACCACAAAUAUAAUGAAACACAUUAUUUUAACAGUCUAUAAAUAGGAUUUUAGCCACAUUUGUAAUUCGUGCAGGAUAUGGACUGUUGGUGAUAAGUCCCCUGAGUUUGCGGGAACACCAGACAUCUGUGCUUUUUGAUGCAUCAGACAUGAGAGGCUUUACUUUAGCUCACUCUUUGUCAGAGCUAAUCAUUCUGCUCUUUUACUUGAACUUGUUGCUUGCUGUUGAAUUUGGCCUUUAGAGGCAUAACCAGACAUUGAAAGAAUCCCUGGCCUUUCGGACAAUGACUGGAUUCACUGACUGACUCAAAGGGAGAAGUAACUGCAUUUGAACUGCUUCCUCUAUUUCUGAUUCCACUAAAUAAUUAACUAAAACACACAUACUUGCCACUGCAAGCAUGAGGUAAGAAACACAGGAUAGACUUGAAGCAUUGAGUAUUUCAUAAACACAGUUUUGCAUUAUUUCCUGCUCAGGUUUUUGUUUUGUUUUGUAUUUUUUUUGCUUUUUCAUUUCUGGAGUUCCACCUUCAGUAAUGUGUUUUUAUGUCUUAUACUCCUGCACUGAGAUUAAGUGUAACUUUCCAAGCACAAUGUAGAACCAGUUGAUGCCCACUAACACUGGUAGCGGACAGUUUUACCUCAACGUACGAGGUUUGAAUUGGAUUUGAAGAGCUCCAGCACAACACAGUCAAGUGCUACUGAUGUGCUUCUUCUUGGCAGCUUUGUGUUAACUACUUUCUUUGAUGUUUUGUAAAGUGAGUGUGAAUUUGUGUGUGUUUGAGCACGACUGGAUCACUAACUGGAACUGCCCAGGAGGUCCAGAAGCCCCGAGCUCACCUCAUGGACACACUUUGAUUAAAAGAUUCUGUUUGUUAGUUUGUUUGUUUUUUAAGGAGUUUUCGCUGCUGAGGUACAAUGUACGUUAAGAUGGGUCCUUCAUACCUUGUGGCCCUGCCUUGUAGGGGUGUCCAAAUCUAAUUUUAAGGCCUUAAAAGAGAACUAACACUGAUUUAGCUUUGCACUUCUAUAGUAUUGUUGGACUAGCAAUCAAUGCAGCAGAAGCAGAGAUGUCAUCUGUUUAAGUCCACACAAUCUUCUGCAAUUCAACUGCCGACAGUUCAGUCAGAGGUUAGGGUAUGUUAUGCUACUAGUGGUUAAUGCCUCGAGCUGUUAGCUGUUCUAGCUGUUUUCGGGCUACAGAGGUGUGGUGAGCUCACUAGCUACCCCCGGGUUUUUUCAACUGAGGCGAUUUAUCAGACUUCGCACAACUCCCUCUGGAGCCACAAAUAGCUCAAUACAGCUUUUUUUUUUCCGCAUUUGAAAUAAGACUUGUACACUGACUUUCAUGUGUAAAUUCAAGGCAGUUACCCUUUAAUUAGUUUAUAAUUAUUGCUCCUAAAUGUAGUUGUGUUUUAUCGGAAGUACCUGACACAUCCUAAGACCUACAGAUAUUUGGUUUGUUUUCCAGUAGCACAUAUGUAUAUUUGUGAAGACUGAGAGCCAAUUACAAAAAUAGUUGAUGAUUAACUUUCUUACAAAUCUGCCGUAUACGUGAGGGGUCAACAGGGGCCCCCCUCAGCAGGCUAAUACUGCUAUGAGUUGAUGCGUGUAAACAUUUGUGUGUCUUUGUCACUCAAAAAUGUCCUUUUCACACUACAGAUGGAUUGUCGUGCCACUGACGUUUACAUUUUGAUGUAAAGGUUGUGUUUGUCCUUUUUUUUUUUCAAAGAAUCAUUCAGUCGUACUCAAUCAAAGCUCCUAACACUUGC